Molecule: messenger RNA, 676 nt
Organism: Neocloeon triangulifer
Lineage: Eukaryota; Metazoa; Arthropoda; Insecta; Ephemeroptera; Baetidae
Gene: VhaM9.7-a
Product: V-type proton ATPase subunit e 2
Exons: 4
Coding region: 78-335 (85 amino acids)
Biological process (GO): proton transmembrane transport
Cellular component (GO): proton-transporting V-type ATPase, V0 domain; plasma membrane proton-transporting V-type ATPase complex
Molecular function (GO): proton-transporting ATPase activity, rotational mechanism
Source: RefSeq, a predicted model, not a curated record
GAGACGCGCCCGAGCAAAAUAUCGAGCCGCAGCCCCGUCCGCGAUUUCGGUCGAAUUUCAGCAAGUUUCGCAUAACAAUGGGAGCUUCAAUCUUUCCGAUUUUCUUCUUCACCGUAGUGUGGGGUGGUGUCGGUAUUUUCCUGCCUCGCAUGGUACCCAACGGACCUAACCAGAGAUUGAUGCAAGUGGUGCUGAUGAUAACGGGAGCGGUGUGCUGGCUUUUCUGGCUCUGCUGCUACAUGGCCCAGAUGAAUCCGCUGAUUGGUCCCAGGCUGUCCAAUAGGACGCUGCUCCUCAUCGCACAACAAUGGGGAAAUCCACUGGAACGGUUUUAGGCCGGUGCAGUGCAAUUCGGAGAGGAUGUUAAAUAUGUAUCGGGUUAAUUUUUCCGAGUAUUUGGAUGAUUACUUUUGAGCUCUCUGAGGCUGCAGAGAUGCGAUACGCGCAGUGUUGUUAUAUAAACCACAUCAUCGUGUACAUUGUGUAUUAUAUUUUAUCGAAAAAUAAAGGAGAUCAGCUGAAGAAUGCAUUUCGGUUUAUGAGCCACGUGAGCUGUGGUUUUAUAGGGUUCAUCUAUGUAUUUAGUUUAGUUAAUAGAAUAUUAUAAAUGCUGAAGUUAAAUUUCCCUCAUAACCAUGACGGUAUAACCCAACAAUGUUAUGAAUAAACAGGUUUA